Molecule: messenger RNA, 3231 nt
Organism: Penicillium macrosclerotiorum
Lineage: Eukaryota; Fungi; Ascomycota; Eurotiomycetes; Eurotiales; Aspergillaceae
Gene: chsB
Product: chitin synthase class II
Exons: 4
Coding region: 1-3231 (1076 amino acids)
Cellular component (GO): cell periphery; cell septum
Molecular function (GO): chitin synthase activity
Source: RefSeq, a predicted model, not a curated record
AUGAAUCGUCACCCGCCGUCCAAUUACGGGGAUGAGCCCCCAGCCUACUUGGACCACGAGGCGGCCUCAUAUCUGUCCGACCAGGAGUCUCCAAGUGCGGCGUCGCGACACAAUGGCGCAACCAUGCGCUUGUUGCCGACCAGCGGCGACUUUGACACAGACUUGAGUGGCAGUCCUCGUGCUCCAUCUCCGUCCAACUAUUCCCGAGACUACUCAGAUAUCACUCCGACCAACCAAGCACCAUACGACCCCCGGUUUUAUCAAGUCCCUAGUGCCGUUUCCCCGUCGCGUCCGGCUUCGAGUCUCGGAGGCGCGCCUUCCAUCCCAAUCCCCACAGCUAGUUUAGCUGAUACCUCAGCUUAUCCUUCGAUCCCACCACGCACGGGAUCUCCCACUCGCCCAUGGAGCCCUGGUCAUGUUCGACCUCCGUCGGUAUCGAGCGUUGGAUAUGAACGCGCCGAUAUCAAUGGCAGCCCUCGCCCCGGCACGCCCAGCUCCCGAUAUGGUGGCAGCCCUAGGCGGCCCUUGCCACCGGCUCCGCUGUUCUCUGCACCGACAGCCUCAGUUGGAGAGGAUACCAGCAUCGAUAUUGGAGAUGGGCACGGCGUCGAGGAUCCUUUUGGCGGAGGUGGCCGGACGAUUCACCAUACUUCUCGAAACAGCGUGCGAUCAUUUAUGAGCGAGUCAACGGUGAUGGGUGACGAGAAGGACCAAAUGUCUAAGGUGGACUUGGAGGAUGGAGAAGAAGAAGAAGACGAUGGCAUGAUCGAUCCUAACCUCCACUAUGGACCGGCUCCUGAAAAGCAAGGCCGUCGCGGCGUCCGCCCCACUCAAAUGGCCAAGAAAGAAGUUCAGCUGAUUAACGGUGAACUGAUCCUUGAGUGUAAAAUUCCUACUAUCCUGCACAGUUUCCUACCACGUCGUGAUGACCGCGAAUUCACUCAUAUGCGGUACACGGCUGUCACAUCUGAUCCGGAUGACUUUACGAACAGGGGCUACAAGCUCCGCCAGCAGAUUGGCAGCACCACUCGUGAAACCGAACUCUUCAUUUGCAUUACCAUGUACAAUGAAGACGAGAUCGGUUUCACUCGUACCAUGCACGGUGUCAUGCGGAACAUCAGCCACUUCUGUUCUCGCACCAAGUCCCGCACCUGGGGCAAAGACGGCUGGAAGAAGAUUGUGGUCUGCAUUAUCGCCGACGGCCGCAAGAAAGUACACCCCCGGACUCUGAAUGCGCUGGCCGCUCUCGGUGUCUACCAGGAGGGCAUUGCGAAGAACAUUGUCAACCAGAAGGAAGUCACCGCUCACGUGUAUGAGUACACAACCCAAGUCUCGCUCGAUGAUGAUCUCAAGUUUAAGGGCGCUGAGAAAGGCAUCGUCCCCUGCCAAGUCAUUUUCUGUCUUAAGGAACACAACCAGAAGAAGCUGAACUCGCACCGUUGGUUCUUCAAUGCUUUCGGUCGUGCGCUACAGCCGAAUAUCUGUAUUCUGCUGGACGUUGGUACCAAGCCAGACCCCACUGCUCUGUACCACCUUUGGAAGGCCUUCGACCAGGAUUCCAAUGUUGCGGGGGCUGCGGGUGAAAUUAAGGCCGGUAAGGGUAAGGGCAUGCUUGGUCUGUUCAACCCGCUUGUCGCGAGUCAGAAUUUCGAAUACAAGAUGUCCAACAUUCUGGACAAACCCCUUGAAUCGGUAUUCGGCUAUAUUACUGUGCUGCCUGGUGCGCUCAGUGCAUAUCGUUUCUUUGCUUUGCAGAAUGAUGCGGAUGGCCAUGGCCCGCUCAACCAGUACUUUAAGGGUGAGACACUCCACGGUCAAGAUGCGGACGUGUUCACAGCCAACAUGUACCUCGCCGAGGAUCGUAUUCUCUGCUGGGAGUUGGUUGCCAAGCGUGAAGAGAGGUGGGUUUUGAAGUUUGUCAAGAGUGCUGUUGGCGAGACGGAUGUGCCUGAUACGGUGCCUGAGUUCAUCUCCCAGCGUCGUCGUUGGCUGAACGGUGCUUUCUUCGCUGCUGUGUACUCGAUUUUCAAUGCGAAGCAGAUCUGGAAGACCGACCAUACCUUGACUCGGAAAAUCUUGCUGCACAUUGAAUUCGUUUAUCAGUUCCUUAACCUCUUGUUCACCUACUUUGGUCUGGCUAAUUUCUAUCUCGCUUUCUAUUUCAUCGCUGGCUCUCUCACUGAUGAGACCCUUGAUCCUUUCGGCCAUAAUAUGGGCAAGUAUAUCUUCAUCGUUCUGCGAUAUGCUUGUGUAUUGGUUAUGGCAUUGCAAUUCAUCGUCUCUCUUGGUAAUCGACCUCAAGGUGCCAAAAAUCUCUACCUCGCUGGUAUAAUCGUGUACGCUAUCAUCAUGUUUUACACGGUGUUCUGUGCCUUGUAUCUCGUGGUCGAGGAAGUAAUGUCCUUCGCUGGCGUUGGAGACUCUUCGCUGGAUAUCAGCAGCUCUUUGAUGGCCAACAUCGCCAUUUCUAUGUUGUCCACUGUCGGCCUCUACUUCUUCACUUCGUUCCUGUACCUCGACCCGUGGCAUAUGUUCACUUCGUCCGCCCAGUACUUCCUUCUCAUGCCGAGUUAUAUCUGUAUAUUGCAGGUCUACGCCUUCUGCAAUACCCACGACGUGACUUGGGGUACGAAGGGUGACAACGUGAUUAAUACCGAUCUGGGUACCGCGAAAAUUAUCAACGGCACCACCGUUGUGGUGGAGAUGCCUUCUGAGCAACUCGACAUUGACAGUGGCUACGAUGCCGCGCUACGCAACCUCCGCGAUCGCCUCGAGGUUCCCACUCCGCCCCUCUCCGAAGCUCAAAUGCAGGAAGAUUACUACCGCGCAGUGCGCACGUACAUGGUCUCCAUCUGGCUCGUUGCCAACGUUAUUCUUGCUAUGGCAGUUUCCGAGGUAUAUGGCGUUGACUCCGGCGGUACGAAUAUCUAUCUGUCUAUCAUUCUAUGGUCUGUCGCUGUUCUCGCCGCCAUUCGCGCCAUCGGCUCUACUACCUAUGCUAUUCUCAACCUGGUCCACAAGAUCGUUGAAGGAAAGACUAAGUUCGAUGCCGGCAAUAUCUCCAACUUUGCUCCCAGCUCUUUCGGUGGAAGUAGCUUUGGCGGAGGCAGCUCAGAAGCACCCUCUAAGCCUAUUCGGUAUAGUGGCGGUCCGAGUUUCAAGGAUCGCAUUGCUGAAGCCCGGUGGUCUGUUGGUCGUGUGUUCGGCAAGGCUAUGUUCUGGCGAAAGUAG